Molecule: messenger RNA, 2804 nt
Organism: Betta splendens (Siamese fighting fish)
Lineage: Eukaryota; Metazoa; Chordata; Actinopteri; Anabantiformes; Osphronemidae
Exons: 17
Coding region: 558-2684 (708 amino acids)
Source: RefSeq, a predicted model, not a curated record
GGGUGCGUGGGAGUGACCGCAGGUGCUCAGGUGCGUGUCGGUGUGUUAAUUAGGCCCCACGGAUCCCUGGGGUCGUGCGGUGUCUGGGGCACAGGCGUUCUCCUCUACUUAGCUGUAGCUUUAAGGAUUAGCUACAUCAGUUUAGCCUAGCUUAGCCUAGCAUAGCCUAGCUUAGCCACCGCUCCUUACCCACGUUACCCUGUAGGGCGCAGCAACGUGAGAGUUGAUCAGAUUAAUUGAACCAAACCACGUAUUAUUACGUAUUAGUUUUAUUUUAAAACUAGACCACCAGAGGUUAUCAUUGAUGCAGGUUGUUAUUGCGCUUUUAUUUUAAGUAGCAAAUAUUUAGACGUUACCCGUUACAAAUACAGAUUUUACUCAAAAUCUUGCUUACAGCAAAUGGGCGUUACGGAGCGUCUCUUGUUACUCACGCGCUCAUAGAGGUUGACUCACGCUCAAUUACCAAGAGAAGUAUUUAGUAAACUUUCAGUUUCGUUUUUCUCGAAUCGCUUAGAAACAGAUAAACUCACCAACAAACAGCUGUGUCGCACGUCAAGAUGGGUGAAGUAUUGAAGCUUCUUGAACGGCACCGUCUGGACAAUUACUACGACCACUUUGUGCAGCUGGGAGUCAAAGAUGAGCGGGACUUUGUGGACAGUGUGACAGAAGAAGACCUGAACAGCUUAGGUUUAAGCCAUGUGGAAAAGAAUCGUUUUUCUGCCAUGAAAAGCUUCAUUCUGAGACUCGGAGCUCCAGACCAGCGAGUUCAUACGGUGAUGCCCGUGCAAAAGUCCCUGGAGUUUUUCAGCCUGAAGUACACGUACCCCAAGUGCCCCCAACCAAAGCUUGUAAAGGAUAUGGAUCCAGGGCAAAACACGAUGGAAGACUUGAUGCUAAGGAUCUGCCAUCUUGAAAAUGUAGGACACAUGAAAGGAGUGUGUCUCUACACAGUGGACGGAAUGCCUCUGACCGAUGAUCCUUUCUUCAACACGUGGUCUUUGAAAGAGAGGCACAUCCCAAACGGGUCUGUGAUCUAUGCCAUAUUUACACCAAAGGAAAACCUGGCGGAAGCUCCUCCAGCGUCACGGCGAGAGUCUGCUGAAACGCUUGGAGAGGAUCUCAUCCGGUGCCACAUCAUGCUGAGGGGAGACUACGAGUUGAUGGUGAACUUAGAAAGUGACACAAUAAACAGUGUGAGACUCAAGCUGGCGAGCGCUAGUGGCAUCCCACUGCACGUCCUUCACUACACAGGUGAACACAGUGGUGCUGACACACUCCAGGACUAUGGAAUCUCUGAGGGGUCAACGCUCGCCUUUUCUUUGUGGACAUUAUCUGAUGACACUCCAUACAAAGAGACUUUCUUCAUAAACGACGUUGUGCCUUCAGUCCAGCAGACUCAGAAAGGAAUCAGCGUCUUCCUGUCUUCGCUUUACGCUCUUAAAUCCCACUAUUCUAGCAGAUUGCUGAAAAAAUUGAUCGCCUACAUACGAAAGCUGACUGGUUGUAACCCAGUGGCCCAGAGUUUGCAUCAGUUACUCUGUCGGAAUGAGAAGAUGACCAGAAACCAGAAGAUUGCAGUUGUUGAAGGCCUGUACCUGCUCUUCAGAGAGCUUCUGCCCCAGCUUGGAUCCCAGCGAGGGCAAAAAAACAUCAGUGACCUGGAUGUGUUUGAGAAUUCUUUGUACUGCUGGGCGCAUCUCAUCUCAGUCGCAAAGAAACGUCCCUCGGACCAUGAGAACUAUGCUCCGAUCAGCCUUGUGUCAGACGAUGGCCGCCGUUUCUGUGAACCGGUCAGAGUUCCUGGAGUCCCAGGGGCCUUUGAACGAUCAUAUGUUCUCCUGAAAAUUAAAGAUGGAGAGAAAAUUCCAAACUGCACUGAGCAGGUUCUGAGAGAAACCUCUUUACAGAAAGCAGCUGACAUUGAGAAGCUGCUCCUCAGUCUGCCUCCAACCAUCAAAACGUAUCCUCUGUGGAUAAAUCAUGACAAGACCACCGGGCAGAACUUUCAGAUCAGUGUUCAGGAGACUUUUGGGAGCAUGGUGGAAGCAUUGACUUUGGUUCCUUGUCUCAAUGUGACCCCUCCCUUGCCUCUGAAGAGUCUAGGAGUGUCCAACACUCAACUCGUUCUGCUAAGUGAAGACAAUCUCGGUGUGUAUCUCCAUAAAGACAAAGGAUCAACAGAUAUGAUCACAGUGUAUGAUUGUCUGGACGGCAAAGAGAAAACGGUGGAUGUAAACGUUUUGGCAGCCAAGACUGGUGACCAUAGAGACGACCAGUCAUUCGUCACAACCAGAACCCCCAAAGAGGCCAUACUGGUGCUGAUAGACACAAGCUCCUCCAUGGAGGAAGAGUGCUACAGAAAUGCAGGAAUAAAGAAGAUCAAUGCAGUCAAGGAGCUCUUUCACAACUUUGCUUCAAGGAGCAUGGCUUAUGAUUUCCAUCAUGUCAUUGGCCUUGUGAAGUUUGACACCAUGGUGAAAACGCUCCAUGCAUUUACAGAGAAUCUGGAAAAGUUCAAGGAGCACGUUCGUUCACUGGAGCCAAAUGGAUGCACUUUGCUGUACGAUGCACUACGACGUGGGGUCCUGGAGUUGGAAAAGGUCAAGGGCAAGUUCCCAGACUGUCGACUUAGGAUCGUGUGUCUCACCGAUGGAAAUGAUUCUGGCAUUUUCACCUGUCUGUAGAUCAUCGAUCGAGCCAGUGGCUGUUACAGCCAAACUGAUCAAAUCUAGCAUUGUUGUGGAUUCGGUCCUUCUUGGCAACGUGGACAACAACAUGCUGCACGGAAUCAGCAAUGCCACAGG